This is a messenger RNA of Rhinolophus ferrumequinum (greater horseshoe bat), 3981 nucleotides long. It is a transcript of the gene SOX1, whose product is annotated as SRY-box transcription factor 1. The record is from RefSeq and is a predicted model, not a curated record. The transcript has a single exon. Lineage: Eukaryota; Metazoa; Chordata; Mammalia; Chiroptera; Rhinolophidae. Gene Ontology annotation, biological process: cell differentiation; regulation of DNA-templated transcription; anatomical structure morphogenesis. Gene Ontology annotation, molecular function: DNA-binding transcription factor activity, RNA polymerase II-specific; RNA polymerase II cis-regulatory region sequence-specific DNA binding. Bases 764 to 1930 code for a protein of 388 amino acids.
GCUGCUGGGCCCCGCGCGCCGUCGGCCCCGUGUGCGCCUCCGCUCCCAGCCCACAGCCCUUGGCAGGCAGCGGGCAGCCCGUCCCCGGCUCGGCGGCCCCGGCUUCCUGGCCCUCUCUGCGCGCCUGCGCUCCCUAGGCUGCCCCCGGUCCCCCUCCCCUGCUGCACCGUAACGCCCCCCCGGCGCCCCCUCCGCUCCCCCCUCGGCGCCUCGCUCCCCGUCAGGCACCUGGGACCCGCACACACCCAGCGCACGCGGCGCGCCGUCCUGCUAGAAGUUGCAGCCCCGGAGUUGGAGGCCGCUGAGGACCAAGUGCAGGAGAAAGGAGGCAGCGCGCAGCGGCUGCCGGCGAGGAGGCGGCGGCGAGCCCCGGACCCGGCCCCGCGAAUCACUCUCGUCCCGAAAAGUGGACCUGCAACUUGGCCACGACUGCAUCUGUUUGUACCGCUCUGCCGAGGGCGACCCGGCUGCGGCGGCGGCGAGGACGGCGACUCCGGCCAUCAGCCUCUUUCGCAAGUGGUUUGUGCACGAGGAGAAACUUUCCACCUGUGAGCCGGACGGGCGCUGAGUGCGUGUGUUUUGCCUCUUUUUUUUUGUUGUUUUUGCCUCCACCUCUCCCCUUCUUCUCUCUGCUAAGACCUCUCCUCACACACCUACCCCCAAGUCUCGCUCUGUUUGAGCCCCCCCUCCGUCUCCCCGCCCCCCGACCGUCUAUGCUCCAGGCCCUCUCCGCGCGGUGCCGGUGAACCCGCGAGCCGCCCCAAUGUACAGCAUGAUGAUGGAGACCGACCUGCAUUCGCCUGGCGGCGCCCAGGCCCCCACGAACCUGUCAGGCCCGGCCGGGGCGGGCGGCGGCGGGGGCGGCGGCGGCGGCGGCGGCGGCGGGGGCGCCAAGGCCAACCAGGACCGGGUCAAGCGGCCCAUGAACGCGUUUAUGGUGUGGUCCCGCGGGCAGAGACGCAAGAUGGCCCAGGAGAACCCCAAGAUGCACAACUCGGAGAUCAGCAAGCGCCUGGGUGCCGAGUGGAAGGUCAUGUCCGAGGCCGAGAAACGGCCAUUCAUCGACGAGGCCAAGCGGCUGCGCGCGCUGCACAUGAAGGAGCACCCGGAUUACAAGUACCGACCGCGCCGCAAGACCAAGACGCUACUCAAGAAGGACAAGUACUCGCUGGCCGGCGGGCUGCUAGCUGCUGGUGCGGGCAGCGGCGGCGCGGCCGUGGCCAUGGGCGUGGGUGUGGGCGCGGCGGCCGUGGGCCAGCGCCUCGAGAGCCCGGGUGGCGCGGCGGGCGGCGGCUACGCGCACGUCAACGGCUGGGCCAACGGCGCCUACCCCGGCUCUGUGGCGGCGGCGGCCGCAGCCGCUGCCAUGAUGCAGGAGGCGCAGCUGGCCUACGGGCAGCACCCGGGCGCGGGCGGCGCGCACCCGCACGCGCACCCUGCGCACCCUCACCCGCACCACCCGCACGCGCACCCGCACAACCCGCAGCCGAUGCACCGUUACGACAUGGGCGCGCUGCAGUACAGCCCCAUCUCCAACUCGCAGGGCUACAUGAGCGCCUCGCCCUCGGGCUACGGCGGCCUCCCCUACGGCGCCGCGGCCGCCGCUGCCGCCGCUGCAGGCGGUGCGCAUCAGAACUCAGCCGUGGCGGCGGCGGCGGCGGCGGCGGCCGCGUCGUCGGGCGCCCUGGGCGCUCUCGGCUCGCUCGUCAAGUCGGAGCCCAGCGGCAGCCCGCCAGCCCCGGCUCACUCGCGGGCGCCAUGCCCCGGGGACCUGCGCGAGAUGAUCAGCAUGUACUUGCCGGCGGGCGAGGGUGGAGACCCGGCGGCGGCCGCAGCCGCCGCGGCGCAGAGCCGGCUGCACUCGCUGCCGCAGCACUACCAGGGCGCGGGCGCGGGCGUCAACGGCACGGUGCCCCUGACGCACAUCUAGGGACACGGGGGACUCUGUGGCCCGCACCGGGGAUGCACGACGAGGAGCGUGAGGCCCGCCCCGGGCGCCCGGCCUGGCCAGGCGUAGCCUAGCUUUUGUACAGCCAUUUCCACGUUCUUGUAAAAAGGAAAACACUGGCGACAAACACUAGGACACACACACACACACACACACACACACACACACACCAGCCCCCCCCCCCCCAUUCGCCUUUCCGGGAGCUCCUAGGGACCGCUAGGCGCGGACAAAGUCGGGCGUUUUAGACUGAACUUCGGUGUUUACUUGAGACUUUUUGUACAGUAUUUAUCAUCUACGGAGGAGGCAGAUAGCGUUUCUUUGCUGAAGGGGACACAAAGACCAAACCAAGCAAGAGGCGACUCCAACUUUUCUAUCCCGCCGGCCCGCUCACUGUCAUCUUGCAUUGCUUCCUGAUGGCUUUUGGUUUCCCGGGACCCAGUGCUGGGAGCUGUUCUCAUUUGUUAAUCGAUGUAGUAAGGCAGAUCCAAACACUUAGAAGUUCUUUUGUAGUUGUUACCGCUUUUUUGGAUUGGUUUGUUAAUUUAUACAGAAAGAUCCUUCCACCCCUUUCAGACGGCAGCGUUAUAUUCUGGGUUUUGUAAAACUUUUCUGUAUCUGAGCAUUUCAAUUUUUUUUGUUGUUUUGUAAUUAUUUCUUGUAAAUGCAUUGUAAAAUUUUUAUUUUUAGGCGUUUCGGCGUGGGGAGGGAGAUUCAGAUUUAUGUACAUAGUUUCCUAAAAAGCCUUUUCUUCUAAAAAACGAAAAAGACACCCUCCCUUUAAAAAUGCAUCGAGUUUUGAGUCAAUAAAUUUAAGAGAGAGAAAAGCUCGUUUUUUCCCCAUAAAUUUGAAACGUGCUAAUUUUAUAUGCAUGUUUUAUGAGCUCAAAAUAUAAUUAGUAAAUCUGAAGGAGAAAUCAGCAUGGACUGAAAGAGAGGGAACCCCAGGGGAGAGGAUACGAUUGUCACGGAGCUUCAUUCAGUGGAAGGGAAGGAAGUUAAAAUCUAUAGAUUAUUUUGUAGAAUUUACAGUGUUAAUACAGAAUGAGAAAUAAUUACAAAAACAUCGUUUUAUACUGUGGCCCUUUGGUGAGUUUUCAUCUGAGAGCCGACACUGCGGGUUUUGCGAUUCCUUGCUGUGGGCUUUGCGUCCUCCAGCUGGCCCGGGAUCUGUGCCGCCAGGAGAGAAAAAACCCUAAUGGCGGGACCAGUCCAAGGCUGGACGACAAAGACCACGGAAGGGGCACGGGUGCCCCCUAUUCCCCUGCAAUUAAAAAGAUUGCAGGUGGAAUUUAUCCGGAUUUGGCUCAAGGAAACACAAUCUCUGAACCAAAAUGUACUGUAACCGAUCCCCCUCCAUCGCUCCUCAGCCUUCCCUCGGGCUUAUUUUUCCUUGGGAAAGAGCAAAAUAAUUUUGUUGGAUUUUCACACACACAAAAUCGGCCACCCCCUUUACCCCGCGUGAACUGGGAUGCAAGUUGCUAACCGACGUGAAUGCAAAAUGCGGUGUUUAUUAUUCCUGAUGAGAUCUGAGGUUGUUUGAUGCUUUAAAUUUUUUAAUUAUAUUUUUUCUAGGUGUUUAAUUGGUACAUUGCAGUUUUUUUCUGGAAUUUAAAGUUUUCUGUAAAACUUUGUCUUCAAGUAAUCUGACAGCAUUAAAUAUUGCAUUUGAAAGUUAUACUGUAGCAAAUACAUUUUGAAAUUAGUCACAACAUAAAAGUGAAAUUAUAUUUUGAAAAAAAACCUUUAACCCAGAUCAAAAUAUGUUGAUUUCAUCAACCCCUCAUUUUCUCAACAUCUUUUCUUGUCUUGGAAUGAGUAUAGACUAUCCAUUCAAAAAUGGGCCUAUGCUAGUGGGUUAAUGAGAACCAAAUUCAGCCUGCAUUUGAGAAUAGCUUUAAGUAAAAUGCUAACCUGACAAUUGACAUGUGUAAUUUUUUGGAGUCAUUUUGAUAAUUUUGCUUAAACCACUUAUUCCUUAAAGUGAUUGCAAAAAUUUCAAAAAAGGUGUCAACUGCUUCUUCCCAACAAGAUAA